Manduca sexta (tobacco hornworm) is the source of this 6168-nucleotide messenger RNA. Its product is annotated as lateral signaling target protein 2 homolog. Gene Ontology annotation, molecular function: metal ion binding. Gene Ontology annotation, cellular component: early endosome membrane. The coding region runs from base 182 to 3586 and encodes 1134 amino acids. The transcript has 14 exons. The record is from RefSeq and is a predicted model, not a curated record. Lineage: Eukaryota; Metazoa; Arthropoda; Insecta; Lepidoptera; Sphingidae.
CGUUCGUUCGUCAUUCAUUCUGUAACGUGAACGGUACGCGGAUAGUGAAAACAUGUCCGCCGUUUGUGCUAUUUGACGUAAAUAUUAUGCGAAAUAAAUAAAUUUUUGUUUGCUGUUACGUGGUGAUUCUUUGUGUUUUAUAAAUUUUAUGAUGUGUGUGCUCAUGCUGUGAUUUGUUCAUAUGAGGCUGUUAUAUUAUAAAACGGGUCCAAUGGAGUCUCUCAGAAAAUGGUUUUACAAACCCAAGAGAGACGACCGAUCACUCCUCGCUCAGUUCUUCUUUGCGGACGAUGCGCUCAACAUGGUCGCCGCGGAGCUGGACUCCUUCGACGGUCGCAAAGACCCGGAGAGGUGUUCCACUCUCGUCAACCAGCUGCGGCAUGCCCAGGACCGAGUUUUGAACAUCACAAGUCAGAUAAUGGACCAAGUGCUGGGCGACGAGAGAGUGGCGCGCGGCUUCCGCGUUAAGUUUCCUGAAGACGUGCUCCAGGACAAUUUGGCCGGACAACUUUGGUUUGGUGCCGAGUGCCUCGCCGCCGGAUCAUCGAUAAUGAACCGCGAGGAGGAGUCGGCGGCCAUGCGCCCGCUGGCCAAAGCGCUCACCCGCAGCCUGGAGACGGUGCGGUCGCUACUGCGCGAGCAGUGCCUCAGGCCGCGCGGACUAGCGCUGUCGCAGCACGACGACAUGCUGCACGAGAGCCUUAGGAUAUUUGACAGAUUGUUCGCCGAAUUCGAGCUGUGCUACGUGAGCGCAAUGGUGAACGUGAAGACGCCGCACGAGUUCGAAGCGCAGCAGCUCAUCUGCGUGCUGUUCUCCGAGAGCCUCAGGAGAGCGCUCAAGCAGAACCUGCUCACGCAAGAACAGGUGGAUUCAUACGAUCCAGCGUUGAUGUUCGCGGUACCUCGACUGGCCAUCGUCAGCGGUCUACUUAUAUACUCGAAUGGACCGCUCAGUAUAGACAAAGUGCCAGAGGAGAUGUCGGACAUGUUCCGUCCGUUCCGCAUGCUGCUGCACAAGAUCCGGUCGCUGCUGUGGACGCUGGACCGGCGCGAGCUGGCGGCGCUGGAGCGGCUGCUGUGCACCAACGAGGACGUGUCCGCGCACGCCGCGCUCGACCUGCCGCCAGCAUCAGAAAUGGACGACUCUACGUGCCCCUACCCGGAUAUAGGAGAGUAUGUUUCGAGAUUUUGUGCAGACCUUGCGCCCUGCCCAGAUCUAUCCAAACAACGAAGUACAAGCGAACCAACAAUUACUGACGCCGACUAUCUCCCUGACAAUAUCGAAGUUAUGACGGUAAUCAUCGACGGCUUGAGACAACUCACGGACACAGAAGACACAGAAUCGGAACAGGAAGUGAAACAAGAAAACACACGGCAUUGUUCCACUGACACCGCAAGUACUGACACAUUCCAAACUAACGAUUAUAUCGAUAAAACCAGGAAGACCAGUAGAGCCGAGAGCAACGACUUGUCCUCGCUGAGAAAUCUAUCGACAAAUGGCUUGAUGAUGUUCGAUCCUCUAGUAAUUAAUGCGGCGGCGUCAACCUCCAACGACGCCAAUCGAUUGCUUCCCGAUCACGAUUUGGUCACAUCACUAAACGAACAGGUGAAUGAAAUAGCUGACAUGUUGUCAUCAAUAGCCACUAGUGAUGUCGAUAUUGUCGAUCAAAUGCAUUCGUACUCGACCAACGACGUGCCUACAUUGAUUUCCAAUGACGAUGAAGCGUACGGAUUCUCUGGUCCAAGAAAUGAACAGUUAAGUUGUAUGCCUUCAACAAGUCACGGAUAUUUGAUACCGAACGCAAUAAGUUACGAGCCAGCUGUUUUAUCGUCGUUAUCUCACAACAACUCGACGGUUUUCGACUCUGAAGACGAAACAAACGAAAUGAACGGUGCAAUAAUGAACUCUGAUCUCCCUUUAAUAAUUCCCGAAAAUAUUGACGCUGAUCUUGUAAAUACUAACAUAUCUAUAGCUAACGCUAAUUUAAGUUUACUAUUAAACGACGAGUACAGGCAAGUCGAUGAGAACACUGAAGAUAACACGAGUUUUCAUUCGGCGAAGAUGACGCUAGAUAGAGAAGACGAUAGAGUUAAGUUUAUGUUAGGAUACGAGAGCGAUCACGAAUCGCCAGCUGACUCCGGUGUUAGUACAGAGAACACUAGUUUAGACAGAUCUCCGGAUAGUGAUCAGAUUAAAGAUAUAAAAGAGAAUCAUUUUGUGCAACACAACAGGGUAUUAAAUAAUCCCGAAGACAAAGUCCAAAGUUCCUUUUCAGAAGCUGUAAAUAUUAAUUACGUUGAAAGUGAGACGCAGAAGAGUGAAGCUAGUUCGUCGGUAGUUGAUAAUAGUAGGUUAGAGGAUGACGAUGACGUCAGCAGUGAUGAGAGGCGAACGCUUCACGAGUGGGGAGCGGACACGUCGGUACCGUCUCAUAUAGAGGAUGAUGCGUUAAGGCAUCGAUUGAUAGAGAUGUAUGCGACAGACAAAGAAGACAAUAAUGACGUGGUUGCGUCUCAAAGCACUUCGCAUACAAUAGACGAUGCAAUGGCGUUAGAAAGGCGUCGGUUGGUCGACACGUUUGCGAAAGAGAAAACAGAAGACAAUAAUUCCGAAGGACCAUCUCAAAGUACUAGUUCUAGAGUUAAGAAGAGUAGAAAAUCUGGUAAGAGUAAGCGGAAGAAGAGUAAGAUGUGGUCUCCUGGUGCUGUCAUACUAGACAACCGAUCCAACCAGAGCCAGAGUCCGUUGAGAUUGAAUCUGGACCAUUUUGUGGACGAGAGCAGUACGUCGUGCGGCGCCUCUGAGUGCAUGGACGACGAGCAAAUAGCUCUUGCGCUGCAAGCUGAAGAGUUGGCGGCGCGGCAGCAAGCCAGAGGGAAGUUCAAAUCAAGCGAGGAUCUUAUUCAUCGUUUGUUCGUGUGCAUCGCGGGCGUGGCAGACCAAUUACAAACAAAUUUCGCCGCCGACCUACGGAAUAUAUUGAAAUCAGUGUUUCUUAUGAACCAAUCGCCUGAAGUUUCGGAGACACCCGAGCCGCCACCGGAAAAAGUUGCGGACAAGUCGCCCACCAUAGAGUAUGAAGCGACCGAGGACCAAGUUAUACAGAACCACAGUUCGUUCGACAGCGUGUACUCUGCGGAGGAGGUGUACGCGGACUCCACGUCGGAGUCGAGCGCGUCGGAGGGCAGCGCGGGGCUCGAGCGCCGCGACGCCGUCAGCCGCGCCGCGCACGCGCCCGCCGCCGCGCCGCCGCACCCACCCGCCGACGCCAGGCGCAAGUCUCUCGACAACACGCACACCCUGCAGGCUUCCGUCUCCACUGGCGACUUGAGAUCGUCGCCGCCGGAGUGGGUGCCGGACAUCGCGGCGGCAGCGUGCAUGCGCUGCGCCGCGCACUUCACCGCCUUCCGCCGCAGACACCACUGUCGCAACUGCGGCAAAGUGUUCUGCGCGUCGUGCAGCUCUAACUCGAUCCCGCUCCCGCGCUACGGGCAGAUGAAGCCGGUGCGCGUGUGCGACGAGUGCCACCGCGCCGUCUCCACCGUGGCCAGCCCGCGCCGGCCCUCGCACGCGCUGCUGCGGUGAAACUCGCGACACUGACGCCGCUGCAGCCGACGUUCACGUCGUCCGGGCCGACGUCCACGCUGAUGUCGAGUCGACGGCAAGUGAGUGCCCACAGGGUUGCCAGCUCGGAAUAAUUGUCCACUCGUCUUAUGUGAUAACCAAAGUUUUUAAAUUUUUCUUAUGAUUCAUUAGACUACGCUUAUAUAGUACGAAUGAAUAAAAGACUAUUUCCAAAUAAUGUUUAUAUUGAAAUAGUUUUGUUGAAUAUAUUUUUCAAUUUGGCAACCCUGCGAGUCACACAAGUCCUCCGUACAUUUGCUUCGGGUAAGGUUAUGACGAGGACGCCUUUCAUUCACUGGAUUUACUUCCAUAAUGUGACGCAUUUUCGACCUUGUUUACAACUGAAGUUUAUGAUGGAGUUGACAGCAUCGUGCGUAUUUUAUGUGAUAUUAUAUAAAAAUAAUUAUAGCUCAAUAUAAUUCUGAUUCUUUAUAUUUCAAUAUUGAUAAGCUAUAAAUUCUCCGCCUUAUAAACUGGCGGGACGCAGGUGAUAAUUUUCGAAUAAUGAUGUUGCGUUGAAGGUCGAAAAUGGCUCACGCCCAAGUCACAAUCCGCUCCAAACCUUGCCUCGUCCAUUACAAUGUAUCCUUGUAAUUUUCAAUAAAAAAAAUUACCUACGUGAUAUUCGAUAACGUUAUUCCAAAACUUUAUUAUCGUAGCCUCUUAGAUUUAAUAGAAGUGUUGAAGCAAAAAUAUAUAUUUUCCAUAUUGACUGAUACUAUGUUAAUUAGUAAGAAUGUUUCCACACGUUAUGUUUUCUUUAGGUAGCUCUCUAAAGUGUUAACUGUUGCUACUUGUAUUUGUUGUGUGAAAAUGUAUGUAUGACACAGAUUUGUGGAGCUUUAAUUAUGCUCGAUUUUGUCUAUAAUACAUCACGGUAUGGGUCUGUUCCGCGGGAGGCAUAGACAAUACAUCACAAAUAGCGAAUCCCGUGGGCAGUGCCUCAUUUAAAUAAACAUUAAUAGGGGCGUUGUAUGAAAAGCAGAGAUUUGAAAUAAAAUAUGAUAAAAAAAAGUUAUGUCUUGGGUUUGGUAAAAAAAAAUCUAAUAAAUAACCUUAUUGAUGCUAACAAAUUGUACUAUGUGAAAUCUAUAAAUUAAGUUUUGAAUGUGUCACUAGUUUGAGGACAUUUGGGGGUUUUAUUGUGAUAUUAAUGUCGAGUUCAGUUGGACAAAUGUUUGCUAAGCGUCAAUUUUAUGUGGUUUUCCCAUCUAUAAAAGACAAAAAAAUAUUUUUAAGUUUUUGUAAAAAAAAAUCUCAAGUUUGUCUGCUGUUCGAGUAGCUUUGAGUCUCUGCUAAUAUUCUUUAUUUAAUUUAAAAACUACGACAAAAUAUCGGGCAUGUGUCAUACUGCAAAAAACAAAAGUAUGUAAUAAAAUACGUUUUUAACAUCUAGAUUAAUAAUAUUAGGGACAAAGAUCUAUUUUUAAGAUUACAUUGAUGUUUAUAUUUUUUAACGGUACGCAAUACUUUUUGAAAAGGGUUAACCAAGUUUUAUGACGCUUGCCACCACUUUUGUAACUUUGAAUAAUAUAUUAUAAUAAACAAAAACUUAUUUUCUUUAUCUCUUAGAAUAUAACGUGGUGAAGUGUCAUAGAAGUAUUUUCAAAAGAUUCCAUAAUUUUGUAUAUCCAAACGGUGUUAGAUUUAUAAGAUAUUUUUUAAAAAAAGUUUAAGUGGAUUAUAAUGUUAUGUGUAUGUAAAUUUUGUAAAGGUUAUGUAUUAGUGGUUAUGUGUACUUUUGGGUAGAGGCUAUGAGUGUUCGGUGCUCCAUGCGGUAAAAAGAAGUUUAUAAAGAAAGUACUAACUUUCUGUAACUAGUUUCUACGUUCCUAAAAAUCACGUCAUGUAUAACCAUGUUUAAUAAACUUAUUGAUUAAUAACACUUUUUAAAUAAUUACGCAGCGUUUUUUUAACAUUUUGCUGUGAAAAUCUAUUUUGUUUUAUUAAUAUUUUUGAUGGAAAAAUCUAGUGUUAAUUUUAUAAAUAAAGUUUAGAUAUGCGUCAUGUGGGUCUCAACUCUCAUACAUAAGUUGUCUAAAAUUUGUACAUAUUAAGUCUUGCGUUACGCGCACUGGACGGUAAGUUGUAUGACAACUUCACAGAGGUACACAAAUGUUCUCUGACCCUAUUCGUCGCGAGGUAUACUAUAUAAAGCAUACCUAAACGUGUGUAUCUAUGGUCAGUCAUUUAUAAAAGUAGGUAAAAGUCGAAGGAAAUAUUAUAAAUUAAGUUUCAACUUUUUACUUUUAUAAAACUACGGCCUACGACUAUCGAGUACAAAUAUAAAGAAUUUGUAAUAUUGUUAAAUAAGUAUAUCAUUGUAAAAGAUGGCUGCUUAUUAUGAUUUUUACGGCGUGGACACGAGCCCUUUUAGCCGAGCCCAUCGUAAGUUUAUAUAGCAACUGUUUCAUAGCUUUUUGUAUAUUAUAUGAGAGAUGUUAAUGUGGACGCUACCGGAUAUUUUUAUCGUGUAUUAUUACAUAAGCCACAAAUAUCUGUUAUAUAUUUUAAUUAUGUAAAUAAAUGUCAUGUAAGCUACA